AUGUCCGCACAUCUGAGAGCUCGGUUUGACCAUGCGAAGAAGGAGGGCAGGCCCGCUUUCGUUACUUUCACUACCGCCGGCCACCCCUCGCCAAACGAGACCGUCGAGAUCAUGAAGGGUCUCCAGGCUGGUGGUGCGGAUGUCAUUGAGCUCGGUAUUCCAUUCACAGAUCCCUUGGCCGAUGGUGUUGUCAUUCAGAAGGCCAAUGCGAUUGCGCUCAAGCAAGGCAUGAACUUGCCCAAGACUCUUGACAUUGUUCGCCAGGCGCGUAAGGAGGGUGUGCAUGUUCCGGUCAUUCUUAUGGGUUACUACAACCCUCUGUUGAUGUACGGAGAGGAGAGAAUUGUCAGGGAUGCUAAGGAGGCUGGCGCAAACGGAUUCAUCGUGGUUGAUCUGCCACCAGAGGAGGCCAUCAAGUUCCGUGGUUUCUGUACAAAGGACGGAUUGUCUUACGUUCCUCUGAUUGCCCCUUCAACUUCCGAGAACCGUAUCAAGAUCCUGGCGCCUAUCGCCGAUUCUUUCAUCUAUGUCGUCUCCAAGAUGGGUACUACUGGUGCUUCUGGUACCGUCAACGCUGCUCUCCCUGAGUUGUUAGAGCGCAUCCGUCAAUACUCCAAGGACACCCCCUUGGCUGUCGGUUUCGGUGUUUCCACCCGCGAGCACUUCUUGUCCGUCGGAGCGGUCGCUGAUGGUGUCGUUAUUGGAUCCAAGAUUAUUCAGGUCAUCGAGGAGGCGCCGGAGGGUCAGAGGGGUGAGGUUGUGAGGAAGUAUUGUAAUGAGAUCACCGGUGGACGUAUGUCAGACAAGUUGACUAGGGAGGUCGGUAUCGUCGAGUCUAUCGACAAGUCUAUGAACAAGAAGGAGGCACACCCUGAUGAGGUUAUCCAGGCUCAUGAGGGUACGGAGGGUGUGAACGGGCUCGCUGACCAGAUGGAUGCCCUUGCGCAAGCACAGAACGGUGAGAUCAAGGACGACACCCUCAUUCCCUCCCGUUUCGGAGAGUUCGGUGGUCAAUACGUUCCCGAGGCCUUGGUUGACUGUCUUGCCGAGCUCGAGCAGGAAUUUAUCAAGGCCAACAACGACCCUGCUUUCUGGGAGGAGUUCCGCUCGUACUACCCCUACAUGGGUCGUCCCGGUCACCUCCAGUUCGCUGAUCGCCUGACGGAGUACGUCGGUGGUGCCAAGAUCUGGUUGAAGCGUGAGGACUUGAACCACACCGGUUCCCACAAGAUUAACAACGCUCUCGGUCAGGUUCUCUUGGCCAAGCGUAUCGGAAAGAAGGAGGUUAUUGCUGAGACUGGUGCUGGUCAGCACGGUGUUGCUACUGCUACCGUUUGUGCCAAGUUCGGCUUGAAGUGUACCGUCUACAUGGGUGCUGAGGAUGUCCGAAGACAGGCGUUGAACGUCUUCAGGAUGAAGUUGUUGGGUGCCAAGGUCGUGGCUGUCGAGUCUGGUACCCAGACUCUCCGUGAUGCCGUUAACGAGGCUAUGCGUGCUUGGGUCACCAAUCUCUCUACCACCCACUACAUUCUCGGAUCCGCCAUCGGUCCUCAUCCCUUCCCUACCAUCGUCCGUACCUUCCAGUCUGUCAUCGGUGAGGAGACCAAGGAGCAGAUGCAAAAGCUCCGCGGCAAGCUCCCUGAUGCCGUCGUCGCCUGUGUUGGUGGUGGCUCCAACUCCGUCGGUAUGUUCUAUCCCUUCGCCAACGACACCUCCGUCAAGCUCCUUGGUGUUGAGGCCGGUGGUGAUGGUGUUGAGACGCUCCGUCACUCUGCCACUUUGACCGGUGGUAAGAAGGGUGUCCUCCACGGUGUCCGUACAUACAUUCUGCAGGACGACCAAGGUCAGAUCAUGGACACGCACUCCGUCUCCGCUGGUCUCGACUACCCCGGUGUCGGCCCCGAACUCGCAAACUGGAAGGACACUAACCGUGCCGAGUUCAUCGCCGCCACCGACGCCAACGCCUUCGAGGGUUUCAGGAUUCUCUCCCAGACUGAGGGGAUUAUCCCUGCUCUUGAAUCCUCACACGCUGUGUACGGAGCGAUUCAGUUGGCGAAGACGAUGAAGCCUGAUGAGGAUAUUGUUAUUUGUUUGUCGGGACGUGGUGAUAAGGAUGUGCAGAGUGUUGCGGAGGAGUUGCCGAGGUUAGGUCCUCAGAUUGGAUGGGAUUUGAGGUUUUAA
Saitoella complicata NRRL Y-17804 is the source of this 2181-nucleotide messenger RNA. RefSeq names its product tryptophan synthase-like protein. Gene Ontology annotation, molecular function: tryptophan synthase activity. The transcript has a single exon. The coding region runs from base 1 to 2181 and encodes 726 amino acids. Gene Ontology annotation, biological process: L-tryptophan biosynthetic process. Lineage: Eukaryota; Fungi; Ascomycota; Saitoellomycetes; Saitoellales; Saitoellaceae. The record is from RefSeq and is a predicted model, not a curated record. Gene Ontology annotation, cellular component: cytoplasm.